Messenger RNA from Meriones unguiculatus (Mongolian gerbil), 573 nucleotides. RefSeq names its product keratin-associated protein 4-3-like. Bases 1 to 573 code for a protein of 190 amino acids. The transcript has a single exon. NCBI's taxonomy places the organism in Eukaryota, Metazoa, Chordata, Mammalia, Rodentia, Muridae. Gene Ontology annotation, cellular component: keratin filament. The record is from RefSeq and is a predicted model, not a curated record.
AUGGUCAACUCCUGCUGUGGCUCUGUCUGCUCUGAGGAGGGCUGUGGCCAAGGCUGCUGCCAGCCCAGCUGCUGCAGGCCCACCUGUUGUCGCCCCAGCUGUUGUGUGUCCAGCUGCUGCAGACCCCAGUGCUGCCAGUCUUUGUGCUGCCAGCCCAGCUGCUGUCGUCCCAGCUGCUGCAGACCCUCUUGCUGCAUCUCCAGCUGCUGCCGCCCCUGCUGUAGCAGUUCCAGCUGCUGCCAGCCCAGCUGUUGCAUCUCCAGCUGCUGCCGCCCCAGCUGCUGCAGGCCCCAGUGCUGCAUCUCCAGCUGCUGCCGCCCCAGCUGCUGCAGACCCUCUUGCUGCAUCUCCAGCUGCUGCCGCCCCUGCUGUAGCAGUUCCAGCUGCUGCCGUCCCAGCUGCUGCCGUCCCAGCUGCUGCAGGCCCCAGUGCUGCAUUUCCAGCUGCUGCCGCCCCAGCUGCUGCGUGUCCAGCUGCUGCAGGCCCCAGUGCUGCAUCUCCAGCUGCUGCCGCCCCACCUGUUGCCAUACCACCUGCUGCCGCCCAGCAUGUUCUAGUGGUUCUUGCUGCUGA